AGCAUAUAAAUUCAUCACAUUAUUCCUUAAGCUCACACAACACAAGCUCAUCACUGCUUCGAGUAACCGCAAAGUCAAUCUUAACCCCAAAAGAAAAAACACCACCACCGCCUCAUCACCAUGUCUUGUGAUUUUUCUUCACUGGAAUCCAUUCAACACUUUCUGUUGCUUGAACAUGAUUCAAACAACGAAACCUGCUAUUCACCCUCUGACAAUCCAUUUCCAAUCCAAGAUUUCGACUCUAGUGAUGGAUCUUCGCAGGAUACCAAUAACUCUAGUCCAUCAGGGUGCAAAAAGGGUUCCUCUGCAGAGGCGCGUUCAUCACACGCGCCGCCAGCUGAAUGGAAGCGGUUCAGGGGCGUGAGGCGUAGGCCGUGGGGAAAGUUCGCGGCGGAGAUAAGAGAUCCAAAGAAGAACGGUGCUAGGGUUUGGCUUGGAACUUAUGAGACUGAAGAGGAAGCGGGUCUAGCUUAUGAUAGAGCUGCUUUCAAGAUUCGUGGCAGAAAAGCCAAGCUCAACUUUCCACAUCUCAUCGGCUCCGACACGCAGCCGGAGACGGCGAGUGUGGUGGAAGCUUUCAAGCAGAACUCGCCAGAGCCUCUUUCACCGGCUUCUUCGGAGGAUGGUUUGGAGUAUUCACCAGGGUCAAAGAAGAGGAAGAACUUAGUUGGUGUGUUGAAUAGGUUAGCCAAACAUAGAAGCCAAGUGCAGGUGUUUGAUAUGGGUUCAAGUGCAAAUGAUGUCAUGAAUGUUGAUCAAUGGUGGGAUAAUCAGUCCAACUGGUGCUCAUAAGCUUCCCACUAUGUUUGUUUGUUUGCUAGGAGUUUUUUUUAAUGAUUUAAUUAGGAGUUUUUUUUAAUUGAUUUUUAAAUACACCGCUUUUGAUGAAAUUGAAAGGGUGAUGUUUGCCACUACCACUUCAACUUAAUAUUAUUUAAUGAAUCAAAACAGUACUUCUAGUUUUGCUUCUUGUA
This is a messenger RNA of Lotus japonicus, 974 nucleotides long. RefSeq names its product ethylene-responsive transcription factor ERF071-like. NCBI's taxonomy places the organism in Eukaryota, Viridiplantae, Streptophyta, Magnoliopsida, Fabales, Fabaceae. Gene Ontology annotation, molecular function: DNA binding; DNA-binding transcription factor activity. The record is from RefSeq and is a predicted model, not a curated record. The transcript has a single exon. Gene Ontology annotation, biological process: regulation of DNA-templated transcription; ethylene-activated signaling pathway. Bases 121 to 792 code for a protein of 223 amino acids.